UGGAACCGUGUAUGCAUAACCUCUAAAAGUAAUGUGAUUUUUAUUCAUUUACAUUAAUAAUUAAAAUUGCUUCAAGUGAACAGAGUCAUUAGAACACAGGAUUUUGGAAGAUGGCUUCUACAUCUUUAACAGAACAACUAAGAAAGUUAGCGGCUCCACAGACUUCCAUCUAUAAAGAUGAUAAGAAACGAGCUUCAUUGCUAUUUGAUCCUAAAGAAGCGGCCCUAAAAGACCGUGAUACAUUUUAUGAUAUAGGCCUCAGCGGUCUUAAAGAGCUCAUAGCAUUGUAUGAAGGUUUCAGAGUUUAUGAGGAUUCAUUAUUCAGCAUAUCCUCCAAGGAUUUCGAAAGAGGCGUUCAAUCAAAGGAGGCCAACAAAAAUUUAGAUCAGACAAUAGAAAAAUUUCUUAUGCAGCUAUCACCUUACUUCGUUCUCCAAUCGUCACAUAAAGCAUUAGAGUGGUUGGUGAAUAGAUAUCAUAUCCAUGAGUACAAUCAAGAUGCUAUUAUGGCUCUCAUUCUACCAUAUCAUGAAACUAAAAUUUUUGUCCGAUUUGUGCAGUUGCUGGAAAUAAAAUCUACAGGUGUUAAGUGGAAUUGGCUUGAGCCCAUGCAAAACCAUGGAGUUACUUUGACAAAACAGGGUCUACACAGCCAAUGUAUUUCGAAUACAGCUACACUACAAUUUAUUGCUAAAACAACUAUUAAAUAUGUACAUUUUUAUGGUGAUAGAGCAUCACAACUUAAUACUGUCUUUGCCUUCUUUUGUUCAACAGCAAUUGGCACUAUUAAUUCAUUUAAAGGUGUUUCAGAAGCGAUAUUAAAUGCUUUACUGCCAACAUUGAUUAGUGCAUUGGAAUCAAAUGUGUUAGAUUUCAGGCUCUCUGCAUAUGUGAUAUUUGGUUAUUUAGUGACGAAAGCAGUUCUUAAAAAAAAAACCGUAAAUGAAAUUGUUGAUAAACUAUUUACAUCAGAGUUUGGUCUUACUGAAGAUGCAAUUUUGCUCAUAAAUUUGACAUAUACAAAUCAGAAACACAUGACUAAAAUGUCAGAGUGCAUUGUCAACAAUAUAUCAGUUGACACAAUGCAUACAUUUUGCAGUCAUUUAAAGAAAUUAGUUGAAAAGAAGAUCAAUAUUCAUCAAUUAAUUAUGGCUUUUUUGUCUGGAGUUUUACCCCUUAUACAGGAGGGCACUGAAGAGUUCAUGAGGUAUUCUAAGCUUCCAGAAAUACUCGUAGAUGAUGUGGAUCUUAAAAACCAACAACCAGAGAAGAUAAUUUCCUGUGUGCUCAAUGCAUGUGUUGCUGGAAAAAAUGAUAUUCCUGAUGAAGAUGGCAGUGAUAUUGAAAUAGUUGAUGAAAAUGAUAAUUUGCAAAGAAACAUCUUACAUUGGUUUUCAAUGUUUUUAAAGAAAAUUGAAAGCAAUUACCCAAAUGCUUUUGACAAAAUUAUUAAAUCAGAAAUGAGUUCCAAGAGUGAGAAUACAUCGAAAAGACGGGCUCAUCUCUCAAAAGUAUUAGGUUUCAAUCCGGCCAUAGCACACAAAAUGGGGGGUUCUUAUCUUUUCGAAAAUUUGAAUAACAUAAACCCUGAUGUUCGUGUAGAAGCUGUAAAUUAUAUUGCUAAAAAGUUCAAUUCUCUUAAUCUUAAGAGCACAUCAUUUGUUAAAGAAUCAGUCAUUAAUAGACUUCAUGAUGAUGAACCUAAUGUGGUAAUGGCUACAUUAUCUAUUUCUAACGAGAAUUUAAAUGAAUUGCUCAAUGAAACUGAACUAUCAGAUGUUUUCACUUACAUCAUUUCCAAGAAGUCUAAAGAUUGGUAUCCAGUUAUUAAAAAAGCAAUAAUGAAACUUUGUUCUUUGGAAGGUCUACCAGUAAACCAUAAGACUGUAUUGACCUUAGCCCCCUACCUCUUUCCUGAUGACAAAGAGGCUGCAAUAUUGGCAUGGCAAAUAAUUUACUCUGCAUGGGGUGUUAAAUUGGGUUUAAAAAGUAUAUUGAAAUGCAAAGAAUCAGAUUCAGAUAACUCAGAGGUUCUAAAGUAUAUCAUGUUCAAAGCACUAUUCACAGAUAAAUUGUUAAGUUUUGACUCUAUACUUGAAAUAGAACAAGUCAAGAAAGAAAAUACACUUGAUAUAUGUUUAUUUUUGCUUCUUAAAACAUGUUCUAUAGAAAAACUUGCAGUUGAGGAUAUCAUAGAGAUUCUUAAUUUAUUUUUAUCUGCUGUUAAAACUAAAACUAUAAUCAACUCUAAAGGCAAUGAAUUUAGUUCACAGACAAUUUCUGAGUUCCUGAAAGCUGCAAAAGAUGAUGAAAUAGUUUUCCAGGUUCUAGAAUAUAUCUUUGGAAGAAUUACUGAAUGUGUUAAACCAGGAUAUGUUACUAGGCCUUGGUGUAAUGUUUGUGAAAAGCCAGGCUCUAUCUUCGUCAGAAUGCUAUUUGAAAUUUUCAUCACUGGUUGUGCAAUCCGUGGGUAUAGUGAAAAUUAUGCCAAAUUACUACAAAAGCUUUUAAACCAGUUGUUCACAGAUGUAAAAGAAAAAUUUAACUUCAUAGCUAACAUUGCCUUUGGACAUAUUUUGUAUGCACAUGAUCCUAAAGUUAUAAUUGGACCUGAACUACAGUUAAGAGCACUAAAGUUAUUAAAGAAUUUUGUUGGUGUUAAUAGCAAUAACCAGUGGAUUUUCGAUUCUGAUGUGUUUAUUUUAACUGUUCUAUUUAAUUUAAACCAUCCAAUUGCUGUGAUUCGGGAAGCUACAUUUGAGCUAAUAGAUGAUGUCCUAAAUAUCAAUACAGAUACUAAGAUAAUAUACAUUAAGCUUUUACAGGAACUGAUAGAUCAUCGUGAAGAAAUUUUAUUAGAUCAUGAACAGAUACAGCAAAUAAUAAAAAAAGUGUUGACUAAACAUGAUAUAGGUGGUAAAAUAUUUAAGAAGAAUUGUAUGCUUAGACUUACAGGCAUACUAGUAGAUGCCUCUUCUACACCAGCUUUUAUAAAAUCAGCACUUGUUGAGUUACUUUCCAAAAUCAACAAUUCAACCGUAUUCUACCACAUUUUACUCUCACUAAGACCCCUUUGUGAUACUUUUAAACAAAAUGAAUUAAAUUCUAAAUUUACGUUUGAUAUAUAUACUUCAAAAUUAUUUAUAAAUGUUAUUAACCAGUUAAAUGAAAUUACUGUUUCUGUUAUCAGUAAAGAUGAAAUAUGGCAUAUACUAGAAGUGGCUUUAAAAGAGUACAAAGAAUGUAUUUUAGAAGAGAGUUUAUCAUACACAAGUCCAUGUGUCCAUGUUAUGAAACAAAUCAAUGAAGAUGUUUUCAAAAAAGUACCUGAUGAAAAGUGUAAAGAUUUGAUUUGUUUAAUAACAGCAGCUGGUACUUUCAGUAAUAACCCUACUGUGUCAAGUGUGGCAACGAAAACAAUGAAAAAGAUUCAAAUUAAAUUUGAUGAUUUCAAAUCAAUACUGGAGAAAAUGUUGAAUGUCCGUGAUCCAGCAGAAAAUUUGCUUAAGAAAAAGAAAACCACUGCUUCAAUGUUGACUUACCAAGUGGUAGAAACUGAUGAAUGGCGGUUAGGAGUUACUUUACUUGAAUACAUACAAAAUAAAAAGAAAAUGAGUGUAGACACCAGUUUUGUCUCACUACUAUUUCGAUUGCUUUAUAAGUGCUUGAGGUUCGAAGAGCAGUCACAUGUGGAAUAUGCAAAGCAACUCAUUUUAUCGUCAUUUUGGUAUUACCUAAGUAAAAAUAUGGACAAUAAUGAUGAGAUCAAAGCUAUAAAAAGUGUGUUUGAGGUAGAAUUGAUUGUGCAGUGUAUCAGAGGGACUCAAAAUCCACAAACUCACCACCAUGCAUUACUUGUCCUUUGUCAAUGUGCUUCUAUACUACCUGAACAAGUCCUCAAUCACAUUAUGGAAAUCUUCACAUUCAUGGGCUCUUCUGUAUUGCGCCACGAUGACGCGUACAGCUUCCAAAUUAUUACAAAAAUUAUAGAGAGAAUUAUACCAAUUUUAGUCUACCUGGACAAGAAUGUUGAGGAUUGCACAGAUAAAGAACUUUUACAAUUGCAAAAGCGUGUCGUUCCAGUGUUCCGAAUUUUUGCUGAUGUUGUUUUGCACGUUCCAGAACACCGAAGAAUACCUCUUUACAAAAAACUUAUUGAAACAUUGGGACCUAAUAAAUUUUUGUGGGUAUUCAUUGCACUUCUACUUGAGACUCAUAUAACCCAUUUUAAUGACGAUAAGAACAAGAACAAGCAACCUCAAAAAACAUUGGCAGACAAAGAAUCGCCGAUGAAUCGCUUGGAUUUCGGUCUAAGCAUUACAUUAGAGUUCCCACCUGAAGUUGCAAUGGAAAAUUUCAUCAAGCUCAUUGUAUACAUGAAGUCUUUACCGGUACAAAAGGAUGAUAAUGCCAUGGAGAAACAAGCAGACCCAAGUGAUAUAUUUAGUGUUAACAGCCAUUCUGCGAUUCAACUUCGUCAUUAUAAAUACGUUAUAAUUACAUUUUUAAACACGGCAUUGGCAUCUUCUCUUUUUAUUCACCACAAUAGCCAAGCAAAGGAUAUUUCAACAAUGGAAAAUCACUACAAGAGUUUCAUUAUAAAUAUCCUCACUUAUAUCCAAAGCAUAACUAAAAUAAGCGAUGAUAAAACAGCCAAAUACUGGAGGGUUAUGCUACAUCACAGCUAUGACUUAUUGGAUCACGUUAACAACUUAUUGUCACCACCAAUGUUCGUGUCUGUAGUUAGAGGAUUGCUAAAACAUACAUUACAAACAGUCCGCAGAAAGGCGAUGGAAUUACUAAACCUAAAGAUUCAGUGUAGUCCCGAAAUGUUUGACGAUGUUGACAGAGACUUAUUGUUUUCUUUGUGUCCACCGCUGGUUGAAAUUGUUCAAAGUAUAGAAGAUAAGAGGGACGAUGUUGCUGAAAAUACAGUGCAGGAAUUAGAACUUAACCAACAAACUGCAUUACUUUCCUUGAAACUUCUUACGCGUUUAUUGGGAUCAGAAAAUCCAAAAGCCUUCUUACCAGUUUUGGAGGUAGUCACACAUCAUACAUGUAACCCAAAUAUAUCACCGAAUGUAAUGGCGUCAAUUGUCCUUUGUUUGGCUGAGUUGUGUGGCAUUUUAAAAGUGCAUGCAUUAGUAUGCCUACGUAAAUACAUGCCAGCUCUCAUCAAGGUUUUAAAGAAACAAAGAAAAGCCGACACUCCAGAGCUCGUUCUUCUAAGCACAGUCACGGCUAUUUCGAAAAUAGUCGAAUGUUUGCCACUGUAUCUAAGUCCGUAUUUAGAGAAAAUUAUCUACGAGUAUGCGAUUUUGUUAGCUAAGUGGCAAUCAUACGAUCAAGACUGCAAUAAAGUGUCUGCAUUAGUAACCAAACUGAUAAACAUUAAAAAGAAAAUAGCAAGCUCGAUUCCGCCAAGGAUUUUGAUACCCGUUGCAAACGAAACCCACAAACUGGUAAUUAGUAAGGGGAAGUAUGAGGCAGUCGCUCCGAUCAUGUCUAUAUUAGCAGAUUGCUUCGCUAACAUUACCACAGCCGACUUUACGGCUCUCCAAAAAGACUUAACAUCAUUCUUUUUAUCAGCUUUGCAGUUACGUUGCGAUGCUGACGAUCAUAACGUUGAUCACAAUGUUAUUGAUAAAACUGAGGAUAGUGUUGUUAACGCUCUAGUAUCUCUAGUACUCAAGUUAUCAGAGACAAGCUUUAGGCCAUUCUACUUCAAGAUCUACGACUGGGCGAUAAGGACUAAUGUCGAAGGGAGGAAAGAUAGAACUAUAACUUUUUAUAGGUUGAGUAGUGCCAUUGCUGAAAAACUGAAAGGCCUCUUCGUACUGUUCGCGGGACAUUUUAUUAAAAACGCCGCGGAUUUAUUGGACGCGUGCAACAACAGUAAAACUGAAGAGUUCUACUUUGACUCCGAAGACAAAUGUAUUACACUCGUGAAAUUUAUAAUAAAAACAUUGCACAAUCUGUUUUUGUAUGAUAGCCAGCAGUUUUUGAAUAAGGAUAGAUUCGAGACACUUAUGCAGCCCGUGGUUGAUCAGUUGGAGAAUACGAUAGGUGGGAUUCCAAGUCUUAAGGAGAGGGCUACAGAGUUGAUAAUACCGUGUAUAUCACAGUUCGCUGUAGCUACGGCUGAUGACUCAUUAUGGAAGCUCUUGAAUUACCAAGUACUUUUGAAGACGAGGCACAAUGACGCUGAAAUUAGGUUGACCGCUCUGAACUGCUUAGUGACUAUGGCAACACAGUUAGGGAGCAACUGGCUACCUCUGUUGGCUGAGAGUGUACCGUUCUUGGCUGAACUAUUAGAAGAUGGCGAUCAGAAGAUUGAGACAGCUACGAAGAAUGCAAUAAGAACUCUUGAACAAAUACUCGGGGAACCUCUCGAAAAAUACUUUUAAGGAUAAAUAAAAUCAUACAACUUUA
Leptidea sinapis is the source of this 6432-nucleotide messenger RNA. Its product is annotated as HEAT repeat-containing protein 1. The record is from RefSeq and is a predicted model, not a curated record. Gene Ontology annotation, biological process: positive regulation of transcription by RNA polymerase I; maturation of SSU-rRNA from tricistronic rRNA transcript (SSU-rRNA, 5.8S rRNA, LSU-rRNA). The transcript is spliced from 4 exons. Gene Ontology annotation, cellular component: t-UTP complex; 90S preribosome; small-subunit processome. Gene Ontology annotation, molecular function: snoRNA binding. The coding region runs from base 111 to 6407 and encodes 2098 amino acids. Lineage: Eukaryota; Metazoa; Arthropoda; Insecta; Lepidoptera; Pieridae.